This is a messenger RNA of Fundulus heteroclitus (mummichog), 3040 nucleotides long. It is a transcript of the gene pdk3a, whose product is annotated as pyruvate dehydrogenase kinase, isozyme 3a. The record is from RefSeq and is a predicted model, not a curated record. Gene Ontology annotation, biological process: regulation of glucose metabolic process; protein phosphorylation. Gene Ontology annotation, cellular component: mitochondrion. Gene Ontology annotation, molecular function: pyruvate dehydrogenase (acetyl-transferring) kinase activity. The coding region runs from base 342 to 1562 and encodes 406 amino acids. Lineage: Eukaryota; Metazoa; Chordata; Actinopteri; Cyprinodontiformes; Fundulidae. The transcript is spliced from 11 exons.
CAUCGGCGGCUUUACGCCUGACGAUGGAGCCGACCUGACCGUCUAGUAAUGUAGAGCCAGGAAGCCGCGCCGACAGCCUGCCGUGUCCGCCGCCUUGUUGACAUUGAUGCGUCCCGUGGGUCCGUGUCCACCGCGGGCUGCGGGAAUGUGGACGCCGACACAGAGACACGCACCGCCCGAGCUUCUGGCGUCGCUACCGGCGGCGGCGAGCAUGAUGAUGAUGAUAAUAAUGAUGGUGCGGUCCUGUUGUUUUCUCCGACUCUGAAACGCCGCAUCCCAAACAAACAAUAACAACAAAUAAACAAACCGAUAAACGAGACGAGCAUCGCCCGACUUUCAAAAUGAGGCUCUUCGUGCGUCUGCUGAAAAACGCCAACCCCAAAAUCGAGUAUUACUCCCGGUUCUCGCCGUCCCCGCUCUCCAUCAAGCAGUUCCUGGAUUUUGGCAGAGAGAAUGCAUGUGAGAAAACAUCCUACAUGUUCCUGCGUAAGGAGCUGCCGGUUCGGCUUGCCAACACCAUGAGAGAGGUCAACCUGCUGCCGGAUAAGCUGCUCGGCCAGCCCUCCGUCAGGCUGGUCCAGAAGUGGUACAUGCAGAGCUUCGUGGAGCUGCUGGACUUCGAGAACAGGAAGCCGGAGGACCCUCACACUCUGAAUGAUUUCCUGGAGAUCUUGAUCGACAUCCGAAACCGUCACAACGACGUUGUUCCCACCAUGGCUCAGGGGGUCAUCGAGUACAAGGAGAAGUUUGGCUUCGACCCCUUCAUCAGCAGCAACAUCCAGUAUUUUCUCGACCGCUUUUACACCAACCGCAUCUCUUUCCGCAUGCUCAUCAACCAGCACACUCUGCUGUUCGGUAACGACACCAACCCCGCCCAUCCCAAGCACAUCGGCAGCAUCGACCCCAACUGCAACGUGGCUGAAGUCGUUAGUGAUGCCUAUGACACGGCUAAGAUGUUGUGUGAGAAGUACUACUUGGCUGCGCCCGAGCUCAAGAUUGAGGAGUUUAACAUGAAAGCUCAGAAAAAGCCCAUCCAGGCGGUGUACGUGCCGUCGCAUCUGUUCCACAUGCUGUUCGAGCUCUUCAAGAACUCGAUGAGAGCGACGGUGGAGCUCUAUGAAAACAGCAACGAAGGUCUGCCACCAGUAAAGGCACGAGUCACUCUGGGUAAAGAGGAUCUGUCAAUAAAGAUCAGUGACAAAGGAGGAGGAGUUCCUCUGAGGAAGAUAGACCGUCUCUUUAACUACAUGUACUCCACUGCCCCGACACCCAGCCUGGAGCCAGGAGCCGUCCCACUGGCUGGUUUUGGUUACGGUUUGCCGAUUUCCCGGCUCUACGCUCGAUACUUCCAGGGGGACCUGAAGCUCUACUCCAUGGAGGGGGUGGGCACGGAUGCUGUCAUCUAUCUGAAGGCUCUUUCCAGUGAGUCGUUUGAGCGCCUCCCCGUGUUCAACAAGUCAGCUUGGCGACACUACAAGACCACGCCCGAGGCGGACGACUGGAGCAACCCGAGCAAGGAGCCCCGUGAUGCCAGCAAGUCCACAUACAAAGCCAACAGAUAACUCUGCUUGGCUUUCUCUGCAACCCGCCUGCUGGGAGCCAAAAUGGCUGCUCUCUGUGUGGAGCAUGAACGCUAAAAUGUUGCCCGUGGCUAAUAGCUUAGCUUAGGAUGAGACUUGGUUUUACAUUCCCGCCGGUGGAAAGGAUUGUUAGGGUGUUGCGACCUGGAUUUAAAUCUGCACCCAACUGCAAUAACUUUCUUUAGCGUAGCUUUUGUUGUCGUGGCUCAGAGCAGAGUUCAACAAAAAUCCUCCUAAAAAAGUAUCUAACCCCAGCUGUAAACUCUUAACAGCUUCUGUGGCAUAAUUUCCUCUAGUUAAAUCCACCGCAUCACUGCCAUCUUUCCCUCUUGUCUCAUGCAGUUUUCCGACCAAGCGGUUGCUCCCUGUGGCUUGAUAAGCCAUGCUCUGCUGAGUGAGUCUCUUCCUCAGCAUCAGUAAAGGCUUUUAUUCUGUUUCUUUCUCUCAAAACGCAGGUUGAGUCGGGGUGGGUGGGAUGGGUUACGGUGCAAAUGAGGAAAGGGGGUUUAAUUUCUUUACUUCGUGAGAAACCUUUGAUUAAAUGCACCACUAGGCCAGUUUGUUAUUACUGUGGCAAACAUUUGUCUUGAUUGCACUUUUUAAAGAUUUAGUCAGGGUUAAAUGUUGAAAAUAUUUAUUAGUUGGAAAAUGAUAGCACCUUUUUUUUUUUUGGAGGGAAUAAAAGAAGUGAACAGGCAGUGUUUCAAAGAGUAGACCUUAUAUUUAAAGCUCUAAAAGUGAGGACAUUUGUGUUGUAUUUAUGAAAGAAAGCCUUAUUUCUGGAAACUUAAGGUAUGUUUGGUGUUUUUAGAACUCUGCCUUCAAGGCUCUACUGGAACUUGAACAAUUUUAAAGGGAGGUGAUAUAUAUAACAGUAGCUAGAAUAUAUUUGACUUAUUUUUCUUUAUUCUCAAAGAUUACACAGCCACAGACCAAUUAAAAGUACUAAUCCUCUUCAGACACUCCUGCUUGCAAGCCUGAUGUGGCGACUAGUAAAUGGACCAAAUGAGGCAUGUAUGCGAUACGCCACCAUCCCAGCAUCGUGCGCUGAGUAGCUUUACCAACACCAGCAAGAUGUAACAUAGUGAUGUUGAUGGAAACGAAUGGACCUGUGGCGUCUGAGCAGGGGAUGCUGUUCUGCACGUCUUCAUUUCAUGCUGCUGUGGAGGAUAAAUAACACGCUCACUGCUUGGACCUGUUAUCCUAACUCAGCUUUUGGUGUCAUCCAGUCAGCCUUGUGUUUCACUUGAAUGACCGUCUUCUGAAUGAGUUUGAACAAAAUUUGUCAAUUUCAAACAUACUUUUGUUUUUUGUUUUGUUUUUUUACAAUGAGUUAAAUAAGUGAAAUAGAAGUUGCAGCCUGAGAGCUGACAGUUUUUUCCUCGGUUGAUUGGUUUGUAUGAUAUUUUAGUGAUAAUUUGAACGACUAGUUUAUGUACCAUUAUUAAAAAAAAAAAAAA